AUGGGGCUCGUUACCCACCCAUCUAGGAAAAGGAUCGGCUUAUGGAACAUUCGCUCACUUUGCGCAACGGGUGGCGAAAGGAUCCUCGUGGACGAAUUGUCGCGACACGGUAUAUGCAUUAUGGGCCUGCAGGAAGUUCGAUGGCAUGGCGAUGGUGAACUGUGUUAUGCUGAUUUCAAUAUACUGUGGUCGGGCCCAGCUGAGGGUCAUCCCAGGCUCGCUGGUGUUGCUUUGGUCCUGAGCAAUCAAGCUAAUCGUGCACUGAUUGAAUGGCACCAGAUCAGUAAAAGGCUGAUGGUUGCUCGUUUCAGACAUCUAUAUGAUACUAUGUUAGCGAUUGUCUGCUACGCGCCAACUAAUGAAGCGUCAGCUGAGACCAAAGAUCUCUUUUACACCGCAUUGAAGGACUCGUUUCUCUUCACUAGGUCUAACGACCACAUCAUUUGCCCUCUAACGCGGUAA
Molecule: messenger RNA, 462 nt
Organism: Helobdella robusta
Lineage: Eukaryota; Metazoa; Annelida; Clitellata; Rhynchobdellida; Glossiphoniidae
Exons: 2
Coding region: 1-462 (153 amino acids)
Source: RefSeq, a predicted model, not a curated record